Messenger RNA from Echinops telfairi (small Madagascar hedgehog), 4371 nucleotides. It is a transcript of the gene FBN3, whose product is annotated as fibrillin 3. The record is from RefSeq and is a predicted model, not a curated record. Gene Ontology annotation, molecular function: calcium ion binding. Lineage: Eukaryota; Metazoa; Chordata; Mammalia; Afrosoricida; Tenrecidae.
AUGGGUAGCACCAUGGCGGCAGACUCUAGGCACCAGGUGGGCUUCCACUUCGCCCUGGGAAUUCUCCGGGGCCCCAGGGGGAGGCUGCCCGCGUGGCUGUGGGAGGGUCUCCCAGCUCCCGCGCCCGCGCUGGCUAGGCGCCUCGCUGCAGCUCUCCAGUGCCUAGGAGUCGCCCUGGAGUCCCAGGCCCUCCCCCCAGCCCCUGAGCCCACGCCCCCUCGGUCCCGGAGCUUCGAGGUGCAGACACACCCUCCCCCAACUCCUCUCACCCCCACCUCCCCCAAGUGGCAGCUCCCGGCCGCCGCAACGCGGUGGGGUGGGCCUCUAGCUUCCGCGCUCCCGCCCCGGGCCCUAGAGGCGCUCUUGGCAGGUACGGAGGGCGUACGCUGGGCGCCCGGCGGGGGCUCGGCCCAGGCGCCAGCGGCGGCGGGGCGCCCACCCAGCCCCGACCCGCAGGUGAAGGCAGAGCUGCGUGAGGCCUGGGCUCUGCGCCCUGGUGCUGCCUGGGCUGAGGGUGCGGCUCUGGUCCCCGGGGCGCCCGUGCCCGUCGGUGGAGCCCAGGAAGCCCGUUCCCUGGCCAAGCGGCGCUCCUCCACGGCGCUCAUUCAUUCCACGCGUUCGGACACGCGGAAGGCGGUGUCCGGCUUCACCUUUGCCUGGGUCGAGGCCUCCAUGUGGGGCCCUGACCCCCUCACCUGCCCCCCACCCUUCCUGGCCCAGGAGAAAUGCCAGCUCCCUCCCUGCUGCUGGGACCUCAAAAGGAAAGACAUCGGACUCAUUUCCUUCCACAUAGAUUCUGGCUCAUGGCGCCCACCACACCCUUGCCGCAGAGGUUUCAUCCCCAGUGUCCAAACAGGAGCCUGCCAUGAUAUGGAUGAGUGCCAGGCUGUCCCUGGCCUGUGCCAGAGGGGCAGCUGCAUCAGCACACUGGGCUCCUUCGAGUGCCACUGCCCGGCGGGAUAUCAGCUCAACGGGGGAGCAAGCAAGUGUGAAGGCACCACCACACUGAACCAGACCCUGGACAUCUGUCACCACUUCCCCCACCUGUGCCUCCAAGGCCACUGCCCGCCCACCCCCUCCGGCUACCAGUGCAAGUGCCAUACUGGCUUCAGGCAGGACAUGCGGGGUGCGUGCAUCGAUGUGGACGAGUGUGCCAGCAGCCCCUGUCCCCACGGUGACUGCGUCAACACCCCUGGCUCCUACCACUGCCGCUUCCAUGGGGGUUUCCACGCCACCAGUGCCCAACAGGCCUGUGUGGACGUGGAUGAGUGCCUGGCCAGCGGGGGCCUCUGUAACCACGGCCGCUGCAUCAACACUGAGGGAAGCUUCUGGUGUGUCUGCAACUCGGGCUUCCAACUCACACCCGACAGCAAGAACUGUGUGGACAUUGACGAGUGCCUCAUCUCCAUGGGCCUCUGCGGCCAAGGCACCUGCGUCAACACCCCAGGCAGCUUCCAGUGCCAGUGUGUCCAGAGCGGCUUCCCGCUGAAGAGCUGCGCUGGCAUGCGGAAGAGCACCUGCUUCCGGCACUAUAAUGGCACCUGUCAGAACCAGCUGCCCUUCAACGUGACCCGCAGGGCGUGUUGCUGCUCCUACAACAUCGGCCAGGCCUGGAACAGCCCCUGCGAGGCUUGUCCGAGCCCCGCCAGGCCGGAUUAUCAGAUCCUGUGUGAGAACCAGAUCCCUGGCUUCAUCAAUGACAUCAACACAGGGAAGCCUGUUGAUAUGGAUGCGUAUGGGGAGAUCCCCGGGCUCUAGCAUGGCGUCUGUGUCAACCAGAUCGCUUUCCGCGGCCAGUGCCCCGAGGGCUUUGAGGACAACGGCCUCCUGCUGAUCUGCGAACUCCCACCCCGAUGCAACGAGUGUCAGGAGACCCUGAAUGUCUGCAGCCACGGCAACUGUGUGGACACGGAGGGCAGCUAUGUGUGUCUGUGUCCACGCGGCUUCCGGGCCUCAGUGGACCAGACUGCCUGUGUGGAUGGUGAUGAGUGUAGCCGGCAGCCGUGUGGGAACGGGACCUGCAAGAACAGCAUUGGCUCCUACAACUGCCUCUGCUUCCCUGGCUUCGCUGCCACGCCCCACGGGGACUGCCUGGAUGUAGACAAGAGUACCAUCCUGGUGGGGCAGGUAUGUCAAUUUGGCCAGUGCCUCAACACAGCUGGCUCCUUCUAUUGCCUCUGCCAGGAGGGUUUUGAGCUUCCAGCCGAUGGGAAGAACUGCAGGGAUAUCAAUGAGUGUCGCAGCCUGGCAGGAAGCUGCCUGCCAGGAACAUGCCUGAACCUUGAGGGUUCCUUCCGCUGCAUCUGCCCACCUGGCUUCCAGGUGCAAAGUGACCACUGCGUCGACAUCGAUGAGUGCUCAGAAGAGCCCAGCCUCUGCCUCCUUGGCUCCUGCACUAACCUCCCCGGAAGCUUCCAGUGCUUCUGCCCGGCUGGCUUCAUCCUCUCCGACCAGGGGCGCCGCUGCUUUGACACGCAGCGGAAUUUCUGCUUCACCCAUUUCCAGGGCGGGAAGUGCUCGGUGGCGCCCUAAGCUUCCACCGCCACCAGAGCCCAGUGCUGCUGCAGCCAGCGGCCUGGCCAGGGCUGGGGCCACCCCUGGGAACUGCGUCCUCAGGAGGGCAGUGAUGAGUGGGCCGCCUUUCAGGAGCUGUGCCCCUUUGGCCACGGGGCAGUGCCCGGCCUGGAUGACUCUCGAGAAGACGUGGACGAGGGCACGGCCAGCCCCAGCGUCUGCGGCAACGGCGCCUGCGUCAACACGGACUGCUCGUCCCGCUGCGAGUGUCCCCGUGGCUACAGCCUGGACUCCACGCGCAUGCGCUUUGCUGACACCCGGCAUGGCCCCUGCUUCUCUGAGGUGCUGCAGAUGCGGUGCCAGGCGCCAUACAGCCGCCACGAGGCGGUCAGCAGGGCAGAGUACUGCUGCUCAGGGGGCCACACCUGGGGUCCCCACUGUGAGCUCUGCCUGCCCAGCACCCCCACAUACAGAAAGCUCUGUCCCCAUGGCUCAGGCUAUACCCCUGAAGGUCAAGAUGUGGCUGAAUGCCGCAUCCUGGCCCACCUCUGCCCCCACGGCGACUGCAUCAACAGCCUUGGCUCCUUCUACUGCCACUGCCAGGCUGAAUACACUCCGGAAACGACCGCCACAGCCUGUCUAGAUGUGGCUGAGUGCAGCCAGACCCCUGCCCCGUGCGGCUUCCUCUGCAAAAACACGGAGGGAAGUUUCCUAUGCUCCUGCCCCCAGGGAUACCUGCUGGAGGACAGUAGGACCUGCAGAGACCUGGACCAGUGCUCCUCCAAACAGCACAACUGCCACUUCCUCUGUGUCAACACCAUCGGCGCCUUCACCUGCCGCUGCCCCCCUGGCUUCACCCAGCGCCACCACACCUUCUUCGACAAUGAUGAGUGCUCGACCCAACGUGGCCCCUGUGGCACCCUUGGGCACUGCCACAACACCCCGGGCAGCUUCUGCUGGGAGUGCUAUCAAGGCUACACCUGGGACCGCUCCGGCAGAGGCUGGGAAGAUAACAUGGACGAAUGUGAUGGGCCCCACAGAGGCCAAUACAGCUGCCAAAACGAGCUUGGGGGCUACCGCUGCAGUUGCCCCCUGGGCUUCACCCAGCACUCCCAGUAGGACCAGUGUGUAGGUGAGUAGUGCAGAACGAGGGCACCCAAGGCCUGCGGGAGUGCCACGUGCCACAACAUGCUAGGCGGCUUCCGCUGCGUCUGCCCCUCGGGCUUCGACCAGGCCCUGGGCGGCUGCCAGGACAUGGAUGAGUGCGCGGUGGCGGCGGCGCCGGGUGGCCCCUGCAGCUUCGCCUGCGCCAACACGCCUGGCGGCUUCCUUUGCAGCUGCCCUGGUGGCUACUUCCGCGCUGGGCAGGGGCACUGUGUCACUGGCCUGGGCUUAAGCUCUGGACCCCAGGACGCCCCAGAUCAGGAAGCGCAGCUAUCACCCCAAGCCUGCUAUGAAUGCAAGAUCAACAAGCUCUUCCCCCAGGAGCGGCCAAGGCGCAGUGCCCACGGGGACAGUCAUGUGAGUCUGGCCAGCCUAUCCGUGGACUCCCCUCUGGCCUUGAGCCUGAACCUUCUGGGCGGGACCCAGAACAUCCUGGAACUGUGCUCCGUGCAGGCUCAGCCCAAGAGCUGGAGCCACUAUGCCAUUGCCCGAGGCAAUGAGCAGGGCUUCUUCCACAUGCACCACCUCCCAAGAGGCUUCAGCACCCUGCAGCUGGGCCCGGGGAGGCCGGCUCCUGGAACCUACCGCCUGGAGGUAGUGAGCGUGGCAGGGCCCCAGGCCACCAGGCCAGAGGGACAGCCAGGGCCAGUGGGCCAACCCUUGUGAAUGAAAGUACAGCUGCAGGUUCUUUAG